UUUGCCAAGACAGAAUGAGUCUACCCUGAGACAGUCGCGCAGUAUUCAGCUCGAUCUCGCAGUCCUGUCCUGGCGUCCCGUACUCCAGUUUCUCAGUGAAAAACAGACCGCUCCCGUUAAUUGAAGCAUCGGCAAAACUGGAUACAAGUUCAAGAGAAGUUUCGUGAAGUGAAAGCACCCCUUUUUUUGUUGGACAAAAACUCAUCUGUUUUACAAUGAGACUCUCGAUAGUGAUAUUUUUUUCUUUAUACGGCGUUUUCGGUGGACAACCCAUAGAGCAGAUGUCAUUGGAGGAGUGCUGUAAGGAUGGCCAUGAGCGGGGAUUACUGAAGCAUGACUGUGCCUCUCUCCCACUCAUCUCAGAGUCCACAACCUGCAGAAUAGCGCAGGAGCAGUGCUGCAUGUCGGUGCUGGAGAACACCUCCUGCUCCAGUGGCAUCAACAUGGCCAAAGACCAGGGUGCCUGCGAGGCCCUGUUCUCCGACAGCCCCUGUGAGACCAAGACCGCUAAGAUGUGCUGUGACUGUUGCCUGCUGGGAAAAGCAGCGCAGGAGCGCGGCCUGAGCUGUGACACCAGCCUGUCUGUGGGGUACCAGUGCGGCCAGGUGUCCCGGGCCUGCUGUGAGGACGGGUCCUCUGACACCCCUAAAGACACCCAAGCACCCGGCCCUGGGAAAGUCUCUCCCGGGGAGACCGAUGACCCCCUCCUGACUGAUGUGUGCAAAGGGGCUGGGAACUGCGCCCAGCGUUGCCAGGGCAACGGCACCUGCAGCUGCUUCGAAGGGUACAAACUGAAACCGGACAAGCGCAGCUGUGAAGAUAUUAACGAGUGCCUGGUGGGGUCCCAUCGCUGCCGCAUGGGUGAGCGCUGCAUCAACACGGUCGGGUCGUUCCGCUGUCAGCGUGAGGUCAGUUGUGGAACGGGCUAUGAGCUGACCGACAACAACAACUGCAAAGACAUCGACGAGUGCCAGAUCGGGAGCCACAACUGCGCGGCGCAGCUCGAGUGCCAGAACACGCUGGGGUCGUUUCGCUGCCGGCCGCGCUCCACCUGUGGCAGCGGCUUCGUCCAGGACGCCAUGGGCAGCUGCAUCGAUAUCAACGAGUGCCUGAGCCAGACCGGUCCCUGCAAGCCGGGCGAGAGCUGCAUCAACACCGUGGGCUCCUACACCUGCCAGAGGAACUCCCCCAGCUGCGGCCGGGGCUACCACCUCAACGAGGCCGGCACCCGCUGCGUGGACAUAGACGAGUGCAAGGGGCCCGGCGGGCCCUGCGAGGGACACGGCUGCAUUAACCUGGUCGGGUCCUUCCGCUGCGAGUGCAGGACCGGCUACAGCUUCAACACCAUGAGCCGGGUCUGCGAAGAUAUCAACGAGUGCAGGCAUUAUCCAGGACGCCUCUGUGCACACAAUUGUGACAACGUCCUGGGGUCCUACAAGUGCAGCUGUAUGCCGGGCUUCACACUUUCCCUGGAUGGCAGGAACUGCGACGAUCUGAACGAGUGCGAGAGCAGCCCCUGCAGCCAGGAGUGCGCCAACGUGUACGGCUCCUACCAGUGCUACUGUCGCCGUGGAUACCAGCUCAGCGACACGGACGGCAACACCUGCGAAGAUAUCGAUGAGUGUGCUCUACCCACCGGCGGCCAUAUCUGCUCCUACCGCUGUCACAACUCCCCAGGGAGCUUCCACUGCACCUGCCCGACCCCGGGGUACACCCUGGCCCCCAACGGGCGCAGCUGCCAGGAUGUAGACGAGUGUGUGACAGGAGUGCACACCUGCCUGGAGACGGAAAGCUGCUUCAAUGUCCAGGGGGGCUUUCGCUGCCUGUCCUUCGAAUGCCCCCCCAACUACCGCCGUGCGGACGAAACUCGUUGCGAACGCUUUCCUUGCAAUCAGACUAGCGAGUGCCUGGCCUUGCCUCUGAGAAUAACCCACUACUACCUCACGUUCCCCACCAAUGUCCCCGUGCCCGCCAACGUCUUCCGCAUGGGCCCCUCCAACUCCGUCCCCGGCGACGUCGUCCAGCUGGCCAUCGUCGGCGGCGACGAGGACGGCUUCUUCGGCACGCAGAAGCUGAGCUCCGGCGGCCUGGUGGUGCUGCAGAAGCCCGUCGCCGAGCCCCGCGACUUCCUGCUGUCCGCCGAGCUGAAGCUGCAGCGCUACGGGACCGUCAGCUCCUACCUGGCCAAAAUCCACGUCUUCGUCACCCAUGACCAGUCCCGUCUCCCCCACAGCCUCUCCCCGCUCUGAAGAUCCGUUUAGCUGUGCCAUUCCCCCCCCCCACACAGCCCCCCCCUUUUUUAUGAGUUUAAUUGGUCUUUUCCAUGUUGUAUACUAGUCCUUGAACAGGUCGCAUGUGUUUUAUAAUCAUAUAGGCCACUAGAUGGUGCCAUAGGACCGUGUAAGACAUUGCGAUCACAUGACCUGCAGUACCCCCAAUAUUUUAUAAGCCUUUUGAAUUGAAUGUGUAAGGCUGUAGCAUAUAUAUGUAUAUAUAUACAUGCAUACAUAUAUAAUAGGGCUAUAUAUAUUGUCAUCUUUAAUUGUAUUUUUUUCUAUUAAAACUAAAACUAGACUCUACACAUAUGCAAAUCAGUUUACUCACAUUUCAUGAAUUCUUUUGCCAUUUCACCUGAAACUCAUAUUUUUUUGUGAUCUGACACUAUGAACAAUAUGCAUUUGUUUUUUGCUAACUGUCCUUUUAAAAAUUAAUGAGCAAAUUAAUUGAGUCGAGGGUUGAUUUGGAGGCCGGGGUGACUCUAGGUCAUGACGCUGGAAGGCUCCGGAAGUUUCUAUUCAUAUUCAGUCCUCAGCACUCCAGUGCCUUGUGUGGCCAGGAGUCCUGUGAGGUGGUGCAGAGUUGGCAUUAAGUGUUGCCCAGGGCAGGGAGACCGUUGGGUUUUUCCUGUACCAGCUGUGCAUCUUCUUGUCCAACGGCUGUGCAGCUCAGCUGGCGGCUUCAGGGUUAACAGAAACGGUGGCCUGCUGUGUGCGUUUGGGUUAGUUGUGCAUCUCGUUGGGGCGGGGGUGCUCCCAGACUGAGGCACAAUAUUUCAGCUAAGGUGACAAACCAACAAUUAUUGCCGGGCAUUCCAAAUAGGGUAGAAAAUAAUUACGGAGAUAUAAAAUCGGUAAAAGACCUGAAGGGGCCAAAUAUGGAUGCAGUUAAAAAUAUAGAACAUUUUAAAAUAUAUUCAUUGUGUUAUGACGCUCCUCCUUUCAGUUAAUUACUCAAACCAGGACAGCAGCGUAGAGCUAUAGCUACCUAUCGCUGCCAGUCACUGUUGGGCUGAGUAUCCGAGAUCCCAUCCUCUGAAAAGCAGUUACCUCACUGCUCACAGUGUUCUUUAUUGCUCUUUUUCAUGCUGUUCCAUGCCUUGUUUUGCAUGGAUUUGUGCCAAUGCCCUGGGUUUGGUACCCUGGUGUGAAAUGGCUGUUUUUAUAGAGCCCAGAGGGGUGCUAUGAUGUCAGUGAGGUGGAAGAGGUGAGGUGAGGUGUUUCUUUUUCUAAAUCGCUGGCAGUCACUGUAAAGGGAAGCAGGUAAUCGAUAAAUUCCUGACAGUAUAGCUGAGUUUCGCUGUUGCUGCUACUGUAAAACGUUUCUGACAGUCCUGUCGUUCCGGAGUAGAUCGCACGUGCUGCAUUACCCAAUGAGCACAUGGAAGCCAAUCAGGUGCUCUUCUCCUGGCUGUACGGUCAGCUUUUUAGCUUGAUUAGUUCUGUGUCCUGUGUGGCAUCAUACUUAAUAUGAUCCGACAAUAUUAUAAAUGUAUGAUUGUCAUUUUUGUCUUU
This is a messenger RNA of Anguilla rostrata (American eel), 3791 nucleotides long. Its product is annotated as fibulin-1-like. Gene Ontology annotation, biological process: extracellular matrix organization. Gene Ontology annotation, cellular component: extracellular region. Bases 216 to 2249 code for a protein of 677 amino acids. The transcript is spliced from 15 exons. The record is from RefSeq and is a predicted model, not a curated record. Gene Ontology annotation, molecular function: peptidase activator activity; calcium ion binding. NCBI's taxonomy places the organism in Eukaryota, Metazoa, Chordata, Actinopteri, Anguilliformes, Anguillidae.